GAACAAGUCAAAUAUUAUAACCCUAGUGAUAUGUUUCUUCAACAGCAUUGUCUCUUCCUUUGUUUCUCUCACUCACUCACUCACCCACUCUCUCCACUUUCCUUAUAUCUACCUUACAUAGCCCCCACAAUUUACUAACUAGGGUUUUGCACUUAUAGAAAAUAAUCACUUUUUCAAAUGAGUUCAAGUUUAAGCGGAGGAUCCAAUUCAUUAAAUUUCAAUGUUGCUAUCAAAAAAUCCUCUUCCUCCACAUUAACUUCCCUUAAUUCCUCUUCUAAUUCACCUUCAUCAACAUUAACAAUCUCCGAACCUAGCAAUAACAUAACCCAAAGCGCUAUCCGAACCAAAAGACCCCGAACCAAUCGAAAGAGACCUAACCAAACCUACAACGAAGCCGCUGAGUUACUCUCCAAAGCGUAUCCGAACCUGUUUCGUAACCUAAAAAAUCUACCACCGCCGUGCAAAUUCACCAAAGCUGUUGUAACGGAGUGUUGUGGCGAUGAUUUCUUUGAACCGUUGUUGUUGCCGUUUGAUUUUAGAGGAAGUGAUUAUGAUGAUGUGAAUGAUUUUUUGCUUGAAAGGAAAAGUGAUUCUCAAACGCGGUUUUCCAGUGUUUGUGAGAAAGAGAAAGAGGAAGAGGUUUCUGGAGUGGUGAAUUCGGAUGAUGUGGUGGAACGUGAUUCUGGAGAGGAAUUUGAUUGUAAAUUCAUUCUGGAAGAUGAGAUUGAGGAAGGGAUUGAUAGUAUCAUCGGGAGUACGGUUGAAAACUACUCCGGAAAUAGCGUCGGAGAAGGAGGAUUCUGUUACGGCGGCGGAGAAAGAGUGAAUCCGUGGUUUGGGCGUUUUGGCGGGAAAAUCGGUGUGAUGAAGGCUCUACGCCACGUAGGCGAUGUCAACUUGUUGAAUAUUGCGAUGGUUGAUGUUCUUGAAAUCUCGCCGGGAUUGAAGAAGAAGCCGGCGGCGGUGAUUUCUAUGCCGGCGGCGGAGAAAAAGAAGCAAAGGAAGAAAGAAAACGUGGAGAAGAGAAAUUCGAGUUUGGCUUUGCCUCUGCGGUUGAAACUGAACUACGCGGAUGUUAGGAAUUUGUGGUCGGAACGGGGUUUGCCGUUUCGCCGGUGAUUUCUACGGUUGUGACUGUGCCGGAAUAUGACGUCAUUGUUCUUUGGUACUCGGCAGAACAAUGAACUAUUUACUACUAUUAUUUUUUUUUUUCGUAUUAUUUUUUUUUUUUUGGUGCUAGUAUAGUUUUAGUAGUGUUUUGAGGUUGUUAGUAGCAUUUUAUUAAGUGCAAUUCUCAAAAAGUGAUUAGAGUCAAUAUUCCUGAUUUAUGUGUGUUUCAUGGUUUCAAAUAGGCAUGGAUCAUGAAUGAACUCAACAUACUUGAAGAAGUAAACCUAAUCUACCUGGGUGCUGUGUAUAAGAUCCUUUUUUUGUGCAUGUUUAUAUUUGUGCUUCUUUUAAUA
Molecule: messenger RNA, 1463 nt
Organism: Medicago truncatula (barrel medic)
Lineage: Eukaryota; Viridiplantae; Streptophyta; Magnoliopsida; Fabales; Fabaceae
Product: protein CHLOROPLAST IMPORT APPARATUS 2
Exons: 1
Coding region: 178-1119 (313 amino acids)
Biological process (GO): regulation of DNA-templated transcription
Cellular component (GO): nucleus
Source: RefSeq, a predicted model, not a curated record